Merops nubicus (carmine bee-eater) is the source of this 2742-nucleotide messenger RNA. It is a transcript of the gene KCNB2, whose product is annotated as potassium voltage-gated channel, Shab-related subfamily, member 2. Lineage: Eukaryota; Metazoa; Chordata; Aves; Coraciiformes; Meropidae. The record is from RefSeq and is a predicted model, not a curated record. The coding region runs from base 1 to 2742 and encodes 913 amino acids. Gene Ontology annotation, molecular function: protein binding; delayed rectifier potassium channel activity. Gene Ontology annotation, biological process: protein homooligomerization; potassium ion transmembrane transport. Gene Ontology annotation, cellular component: membrane; voltage-gated potassium channel complex. The transcript is spliced from 2 exons.
AUGGCUGAGAAGGCUCCACCAGGGAUCAACAAAAAGUCUUCAAGGUCUGCCCUGUCACUGCCCCCGGAACCGGUGGAGAUCAUUAGGAGCAAAGCCUGCUCACGGAGGGUUAAAAUAAAUGUUGGUGGGCUCAACCAUGAGGUGCUGUGGAGGACUUUGGACAGACUUCCAAGGACACGAUUAGGAAAGCUCAGAGACUGCAAUACCCAUGAAUCUCUGCUGGAAGUCUGUGACGACUAUAAUCUAAAUGAAAAUGAGUAUUUUUUUGAUCGGCACCCGGGGGCUUUCACUUCCAUUCUGAAUUUCUACAGGACAGGGAAACUGCAUAUGAUGGAAGAAAUGUGUGCUGUUUCUUUUGGCCAGGAGCUUGAUUACUGGGGGAUUGAUGAGAUAUAUUUAGAGUCUUGCUGCCAGGCAAGAUACCAUCAAAAGAAGGAGCAGAUGAAUGAGGAGCUGAGGAGAGAGGCGGAGACAAUGCGGGAGAGAGAAGGGGAAGAGUUUGAUAACACCUGCUGCCCAGAGAAGAGGAAGAAGCUCUGGGACUUGCUGGAGAAACCCAACUCAUCCGUGGCAGCAAAGAUUUUGGCCAUUGUGUCCAUUCUGUUCAUCGUACUGUCCACUAUUGCUUUGUCUCUUAACACGCUGCCAGAGCUUCAAGAAAUAGAUGAAUUUGGGCAGCCAAAUGACAACCCUCAGCUCGCACAUGUCGAAGCUGUGUGUAUUGCUUGGUUUACCAUGGAGUACCUUUUGCGUUUUCUGUCCUCACCAAAUAAGUGGAAGUUCUUCAAAGGCCCGUUAAAUGUCAUUGACUUGCUGGCUAUCUUGCCAUACUAUGUCACCAUUUUCCUCACGGAGUCCAACAAAAGUGUCCUGCAGUUCCAAAAUGUCAGACGUGUUGUUCAGAUAUUUCGUAUCAUGAGGAUCCUGAGGAUUCUUAAGCUCGCCAGACAUUCCACAGGCCUUCAGUCGUUAGGCUUUACGCUCAGGCGGAGUUACAAUGAGCUGGGCUUGUUGAUAUUGUUUUUAGCCAUGGGAAUAAUGAUAUUUUCAAGUCUCGUUUUCUUUGCUGAAAAGGAUGAGGAUGCUACAAAAUUUACCAGUAUCCCUGCAUCGUUCUGGUGGGCAACUAUCACUAUGACUACCGUAGGAUACGGGGACAUCUACCCUAAGACGCUACUAGGUAAAAUAGUUGGAGGGCUUUGCUGUAUCGCUGGAGUGCUGGUCAUAGCCCUGCCCAUACCAAUCAUUGUGAACAACUUCUCAGAGUUUUACAAGGAGCAGAAAAGACAGGAGAAGGCCAUUAAGAGGAGAGAGGCACUUGAGCGAGCUAAAAGAAAUGGCAGCAUUGUCUCCAUGAACCUGAAGGACGCCUUUGCUCGCAGUAUGGAGAUGAUAGAUGUGGCCGUGGAUUCGGGUAAGCCUGGAGAAGCAGCCAAUCCAAAGGAGACACCUGAUGACAGCCGCUUGUCUCCAAGCCGGUGGAAAUGGGCCAGAAGGACGAUGUCUGAAACAAGCUCCAACAAGUCUUACGAGAACAGGUACCAAGAAGUCAGUCAACGAGACUCCCAUGAGCAGCUGAACAACGCCGCGUCUUCCUCCAGCCCGCAGCACCUCAGUGCCCAAAAGCUGGAGAUGCUGUAUAACGAAAUUACUAAAACUCAGUCUCAGCCUAAUCUUAAUGCUGGUUACCUAGACCAGCCCUCCAAGCCCCCUGUGUAUGAGGAAGAGAUAGAAAUGGAGGAGGUUGCAGGUCAGAGGGACCCGCUGCCGGCUGGGCCGACGGACAUCAUCAUGGACAUGAGGAGCACCUCCAGCAUCGACAGCUUCGCCAGCUGUGCGACCGACCUCACCGACACAGAGAGAUCCCCCCUCUCUCUGGUUCCUGGCUCCCACCUGCAAAUGAGAUUUGCAGCUGAUGCUGUUAACCUGGAAGACAACCAAAGAGGAAGAAGUUCUCAGUUUAUACCCUUCACAAAAGACAGAGUAUUUUCUCCGGCCGAUGUCACCUUUGACUAUAAUCCAGUCAGCAGAGCUGUUCUCAAUGAUGGCAGUGAGUCCCAAACUGUUUUGCAUGGUCAUUUGCAUUUCGACACUGCCAUGGAAAGCCCCAAAAGUUCCCUGAAAGGUAGCAACCCGUUAAAAUCUCGAUCCCUUAAAGUUAAUUUCAAAGACAGUCGAAGCGGCGCUCCGCAAACGCCGCCGAGCACGGCGAGGCCGCUGCCGGUGACGGCAGGAGCAGACUGCGCCCAGGCCGCCCCCCAGCACAUCAGCACCAUUCUCCUGGAAGAAAACUCCCCCCAGGGUGAACGGCCUCUACUCGGCGCCCACGCGUCGGCCCUUUGUCAGGGGCAUCCGAAAAAAUCAUCUCCUCUCCUCCCCAGACACAAGUUCUUCACUUUCCCUUUAAAAGAGAGGAGGAGCUUCACUGAAAUGGACACGGGGGAAGAAGAAGAGUUUAUGGAGGUCCGUGGUGUGAAACAGGAGAAGAAGCAGGCGGCCAAGACAAAUUGCUGCGGGGACAAGCACAAGGAUGGCAGCCAUUUAACAGAGGAGCCACAGCUCAGCUCUUCACCCAAAAGCAUGAGCCACAACUGCACUCAAGACAUUUACCAUGCCGUGGGUGAGGUACAGCAAGACAGUAACCAAGAAGGUCACAAAAUGGAAAACCAUCUGUUUGCCCCAGAAAUUCAUUCAGGUCCAGGAGAAACUGGUUACUCUCCCACACGCGAAACUAGCAUGUGA